AUGCUACAAGUCGAGUUCACUGAGAGCCCGGGUAUGACUUUUGCAGCGUACAUGUUUGGCGUGGUUGGUUGCUUCACCUCAGACCCUCGCAACAUCAAAGCCAUCACAGAAACACGUUUCCAAGACAUGCGUCUGGCGGUACGUAGACCUGCCUGUUACCCCUUCUUUGGCGAGGGGAUCUUCACUCAAGAUGGUCCGGCCUGGAGGCAUUCGCGGGAACUGCUACGACGACAGUCUGCACGAGUCCAAGCCAGAGACCUGGAGACCUUUACGGACCAGGUCGAAAAUCUGAUCUCGACCUUUCAACAUUCCAAGGGCGUGGUGGACCUUCAGCCGGCAUUCUUUCGGUUCACGCUCGCGACGACGACGACGCUGCUCUUUGGUGAUUCCAUCGAGACAUUGUCAGAAGCAGAGCACACCGAAUUUGCCGAACCCUUCGACUGUGCCACCUGGGUUACCGCCGUGCGGCUGCCCCUGGCGCAUCUAAGCUUCCUAUACAACACGCCGAGCUAUCAAAAGUCCUGCAGAGUCGUCAGACGCUAUGCGGACUACUUUGUCGAAAAAGCAUUCGAGUACGCCGGUCUCCACGGUCAAGGAGAAGCCAUCAAAAAGUAUCCCUUUAUUUUCGAUCUUCACACCGAGUAUCAAAAUCAAUCCUUGGUGCGAGACCAGCUCGUCAACGUGUUACUUGCCGGACGAGAUACCACGGCGUGCACCAUGUCAUGGGCAAUCUUUCAUCUUUUUCGUCAUCCCGAGAUGCUUCAGCGGCUGCGCCAGGAGAUCCAAGAGGUCGCCGGCUACGAGGCGGUGAUUACCAGAUCGCAUACGAGGAAUAUGUCUUAUCUGAACGCUGUCCUGAACGAAAAUGAGUCAUCGGAGUGCCGUUUCCUCGAAGCAAAGCUAAUCAUUGCCGUCAGCCCUCAGACUCUACCCACAAGUCCCCAUGAACACCAGAUCCACAGUCAGAACGACAUUGCUGCCGAAAGGCGGCGGAGCAGAUGGUGA
Molecule: messenger RNA, 1005 nt
Organism: Cladophialophora carrionii CBS 160.54
Lineage: Eukaryota; Fungi; Ascomycota; Eurotiomycetes; Chaetothyriales; Herpotrichiellaceae
Exons: 2
Coding region: 1-1005 (334 amino acids)
Molecular function (GO): heme binding; monooxygenase activity; iron ion binding
Source: RefSeq, a predicted model, not a curated record